This is a messenger RNA of Saccoglossus kowalevskii, 855 nucleotides long. RefSeq names its product NXPE family member 3-like. The record is from RefSeq and is a predicted model, not a curated record. Lineage: Eukaryota; Metazoa; Hemichordata; Enteropneusta; Harrimaniidae.
AUGGUGUGCUCUUUAUCAACAGACUCAUCGUUCGAACUACAAUCUUUAUUAAAUAAAAUUCCAAUAUGCAGUGACGGACUAUAUAUGGAUGAAUUCAAGCCUACUGGUUUCUGGAACAACAACACUUGGCAUUCGUUGGUUUGUCAAACUACUCGUUUUAACAGAAAGUCUAGUAGAAUGUGUUUGAAUGAAUAUAGUGAGUUAUAUUUUCUUGGUGACUCAACAUCAAGGCAGUGGUUUAUAGAGGUAUAUCAAUUACUUGGUAUUCCAAGCGAUAAUGUCACGUGGGAUGAACAUUAUAAAAAUACUCCGAAAAAAAUCCAAAAAUUCCUUUACAAGAAGACGCGGGGAAAAGCUGUCAUCGACGGUAUGACUCUGUUCUUUUUAUUCCACCCGUUGGCCUCAACUAAACAAAAGUUAUCACUAGAACAUUUUCCAUUAGAAUACGAGAUUUUGGAAAAUAUUAAAACAUGUAACACUAUAAUAGUACUUGGCACAUGGGCUCAUUACACACAUUGGACUGUGACUGCAUUUGAUGAAAGACUGCGAUAUAUUAAACAACACUUGUAUGAAUAUAAAAAGAGAUGUCCAGGUUCAAAGAUUAUUAUUCGUGGUUCGCAUGCGCGGGAACAUGAUGAAUGGGAAAAGAACCUUGGCAAUAGCGAUUUUUUGUUGAGUGGCGUCAAUGAUAUAUUGAAAAAUGUCUUUAAAUCCGAGUUGUGGUUGACAUUUAUUGAUGUUUGGGAACUUAACUAUUCCUCCUUUGCGAAUAAGACUGUGCAUAUGCCUGAACACGUGGUAAAAGAAGAGAUAAAUCUUCUACUCUCAAAUGUAUGCCCCGAGAAGUAUUAUUAA